Messenger RNA from Recurvomyces mirabilis, 2727 nucleotides. RefSeq lists its product as uncharacterized. Gene Ontology annotation, molecular function: xylan 1,4-beta-xylosidase activity; alpha-L-arabinofuranosidase activity. Gene Ontology annotation, cellular component: plant-type cell wall. NCBI's taxonomy places the organism in Eukaryota, Fungi, Ascomycota, Dothideomycetes, Mycosphaerellales, Teratosphaeriaceae. The transcript has 9 exons. The record is from RefSeq and is a predicted model, not a curated record. Bases 1 to 2727 code for a protein of 908 amino acids. Gene Ontology annotation, biological process: xylan catabolic process; arabinan catabolic process.
AUGCGAUCUUUCACUUCUCUGACGACCCUAUGCGGUCUGUCGCUCGUGACCCUUCCCUCAGCCCUCGCUCAGAACGACAGCUUCGUGUGCACAGGUAUUAAUGCGGCCAACACCUUUAAUGCCUCGACCACGUAUCUGGGCUGCUGGACCGACGACACUGUCAGGACGCUCAAUGGACCUCAGAUCAAUAUUGCCCAGAACGACCCACAAGUCUGUGCCAACGCUUGUGGAUACCGUGGCUACAAUAUCAGUGCAGUCGAGUAUACGACCCAAUGCUUCUGCGGUACGGCCAUUAAUCCCGUAGCUCAGAAGCUCAGCGAAAGCAAUUGCACCUAUGUCUGUCCUGGAAAUCCAGCUCAAGUGUGCGGAGGGACAUAUGUGAUGAACAUAUAUGAGAUCAACAAUCCCAACCCCAACCCGCCUCCGGUCGAAUCGAAGCGAUCACCAGUCUGCCAGACCAAUCCUUUCUGCGCCAACAAAGCCUGCGAUACCUCUCUUACUCAAAGCGAGCGUAUUGCUGCCCUACUGUCACAGCUCACUGUUCGAGAGAAGGCCGACAACCUCGUCGACUCCGCCGCUGGUGUUGACAGACUUGGCCUGCCUCCUUACGAGUGGUGGUCUGAGGCUCUGCAUGGAGUAGCUUCCAGUCCGGGAGUUACCUUCAACAGUCCUAAUGGAUCGAACUUCUCUUACGCCACUUCCUUCCCCACACCUAUCCUUAUGGGUGCAGCCUUCGACGAUCCGUUGAUCUACAGCGUUGCAUCUGUUGUUGGCAAAGAAGCUCGUGCGUUCGCCAACUACGCUCAGUCCGGUUACGACUUCUGGACGCCAAACAUCAACACCUUCCUUGACCCUCGAUGGGGACGCGGACUCGAAGUUCCUACUGAGGACUCCUUCCAUGCCCAAAGCUACGUCUCCAACCUCAUCCCUGGUCUACAAGGAGGACUCCAGAACACCGACUACAAGCAGAUCAUCGCCACCUGCAAGCACUACGCCGUAUACGACGUCGAGACCAACCGUAAUGGACAGAACUACGAUCCCACUCAACAGGAUCUUGGCGAGUACUACCUGAAGCCCUUCAAGACCUGUGUACGAGACGUCAACGUCGGGUCGAUCAUGUGCAGCUACAAUGCGGUCGACGGUGUUCCUGCCUGUGCCAGCGAGUAUCUCCUUCAGGACGUACUGAGGGAUGAGUGGGGUUUCACCGAGCCCUAUCGCUAUGUCACCUCCGACUGUGCCGCCGUCCAGAAUAUCUGGCAGCCGCAUAACUUCACUUCCAGCGAGGCUGCUGCUGCUGCUGUCGCGCUGAACGCCGGCACUGAUACCAAUUGUGGCUCUAGCUAUCUGCAGCUCAACAUAUCGGUGGCGAACAAUUGGACGACGGUGGCUCAGAUGGAUAAGUCGCUGACGAGACUGUACAAUGCUCUCUUCACUGUUGGCUACUUCGACGGCCAGCCAGAAUACGAUGGUCUCUCUUUCGCGGACGUAAGCACCCCGGCUGCCCAAGCGACUGCCUAUCAAGCAGCAUGGGAGGGCAUGACGCUUCUCAAGAACGAUGGUACCUUGCCGCUCAAGACAUCCUACGGCUCCGUGGCCAUGGUCGGACCCUGGGCGAACGCGACCACUCAGAUGCAAGGCAACUAUCAAGGUGUUGCGCCAUACCUAAACGGUCCUCUGACGGCAGCGAAAGCUCAAUGGGCCAAUGUGGUCUACGCUCAGGGUACUGCCAUCAACUCCACCAACUCGACAGGCUUUGCAGCCGCGCUGGCUGCCGCACAGGGUGCCGAUGUGAUCAUCUACCUGGGCGGUAUCGAUGUCAGCAUCGAGUCGGAAGGUCACGAUCGUUCCACCAUUUCGUGGCCUGGUAACCAGCUCGACCUCGUGCAACAGCUUUCGGCCCUCGGCAAGCCACUUGUCGUUGUCCAGUUUGGUGGUGGUCAGGUUGACGACAGUGCUCUGCUCAACAACACCAAGGUCAACUCGUUGGUUUGGGGCGGCUAUCCAGGACAAGAUGGUGGCUAUGCUCUCAUCGACGUCCUCGUUGCGAAGGUACCCAUCGCCGGUCGACUUACUACAACGCAAUACCCUGCCAACUACAUCAACGAGGUCAGCCUUUUCGAUCCAGAUCUCCGGCCCAGUAACUCCUCUCCAGGUCGCACGUACCAGUGGUACAACCAAGAGCCUGUCUUGCCCUUCGGAUAUGGACUCCAUUACACAGACUUUGAGGUCACCUGGUGCACACCGCCCAAGAGUUCUUACAGCAUUGGCAGCCUCGUUGGUGCUUCUCCGCCACCUUACCACGGCUACGGUGGCAGCUCCACAAACGCAACGAAGUCCAACGAUGCGUCUCCCUGGACGACUAUCUCAGCCUGGAUCGGCAAUGCCGGAGAUCUGAGCUCAGACUACGUCGGCCUCGUCUUCCUCAAGACCGCUAAUGCAGGGCCCGCGCCCUACCCGAACAAGUGGCUGGCCUCGUACGCUCGUCUUCACGGCUUGGCUUCUGGCGCUGCCGAAGAGCUGCAUUUUACUCUCAACCUUAACGCACUUGCACGAGCAAACUCGGACGGUGAUCUUGUGAUCUAUCCUGGCGAUUAUGAGAUGUUGAUCGACUAUGACUCAAGGUUGACGUUCAACUUUACUUUGACUGGGCAAGCUACGACCAUUGAUUCGCUGGUCAAGCAGCAGGCUAGCUAUAACUACACCGUGCCAGUACAGCCACAGCCGUAG